AUGGCUGCCUCUCAGGGAGUCUCACAGGAAGCGGCCAUCGCUGUGCUAGCCAUCCUGGGGGCAAGGGAUCACUACGCGGCCAUCGAUGCGCCACGAGAUGCUUCUCUGGCCGAGCUCCGUCGCUGCUACCUCAAAGCCUCAAUCCUCGUCCACCCAGACAAGAACUGCCACCCCGACGCCACUCGCGCUUUCCAGCGGGUAGCUGCAGCCUGGGCCACGCUCGCCGACGAAGACAAGCGCCGCGCCUACGACUAUGAGCUUGUGGAGGGAGACCAGAGCGAUGACAUCCAGAUGACGCCAGAAGAAGCUUUCGCAGCUUUCGCCUUUGCUGCAGCUUGUGCAGCUGGUGGGGCAGGGGGCGCAGGGGCUGCAGUUGGGAAUAUGGCAGAGACCUUGUUUUGGGCACAGCAGCUCGGCCAGAUGAAUGGUUGUGGGCAAGGGCCAGUGUCGCCGAUGCCAGCCUUCGGCUUCCCUUCCCCGUGCCCGUACGGCCCGUACGUGGCGGCACCAGCGGCGGGCUCUGUGGCUGCGAGCUUCGGGGGCAUCGCUCUGUCGGUGGGCCUUUGGUCUGCAGGGCUGGCCAUCAGUAUCGUGGGCUUGCCACGCAUUGGCGGUUUUGCUCGGCGCUUGGCGCUGCUGCAAGGGAUUAGCCAGGUGGUCAUUGUCUCGCAGGUGCCGGCUGUCCGCACUGCUGCUUGCACAGCUGCGUCGCUCGGAGCAGCCCGAGUUCAGGAGGCAGCAGGAUACUUUGCAGAUCAGCAUCCACAGAUGAGCAGCAUCGCCAAGAAGGUGAAGGCUCGGAUCUGCGAAUCCGCAGAUUCACUCCACCACGUCGUGGACAGCCACAUCAGCAUAGCCGGGGUAGCCGAGCGGGUGAAGACGCACGGCACCGCGGCAGUCACGAAGGUUCGGAGGCUGGUGGAUCAGAGCUGUAAGACUUCCGAUAUCUGGCCCGGCCAGUCCUGCUUGGGCUGGAACCCAGAGGAGAGUGACAGCGAAGAGGAGGACACCUGGUACGUCCAGAACAUGAGGCUUCGCAGGCAACGCACCUGGAAGCCGCGUGCAGGGACCUGGGUAAAGCUCUCCAACUUGCAGAGGGCACGUCACCUGGAAGGCUCCCUCGGUGAGGUUCUCGCAUUCGAUCGCGACAGCGGCCGAUAUCUUGUGCAGCUUUUCCCUCUCAAGAACACACCAAAGGACUCCAGCCCAGAGCCUGACGAGCCACAUGAGCCACGUGAGCCGCCCGAGCCACCCGUUGUCUCCAAGUUGGUCCUGCUGCAGAAUCUGCGGCCGGCCUUCGACCGAUCCUCAAAGCCGCCAAGCAGCGAAACUCACUUCAUUUGA
Molecule: messenger RNA, 1344 nt
Organism: Symbiodinium natans
Lineage: Eukaryota; Dinophyceae; Suessiales; Symbiodiniaceae
Source: the annotation of a GenBank genome assembly